This is a messenger RNA of Spodoptera litura, 1321 nucleotides long. RefSeq lists its product as uncharacterized. Gene Ontology annotation, cellular component: extracellular matrix. The record is from RefSeq and is a predicted model, not a curated record. NCBI's taxonomy places the organism in Eukaryota, Metazoa, Arthropoda, Insecta, Lepidoptera, Noctuidae.
GAAUUGGCAACCCUGAUUUAUCAUUCGCAGUUAGCUUGUGAAACAAAUAAUAACAAAACAAAAUGGCAUCUAAGUUUGUGAUUGUUGCUCUGCUGGUGGCCGCUGCUCAAGGCAGCGCUAUCCAUGGCGCCGACUACACCAGCUUCUCAUACGGAGUGUCCGACCCCCACACCGGUGACGUUAAGAGCCAGCACGAGACCCGAGUCGGAGACAGUGUGGUCGGCCAGUACUCGCUCCUCGACUCUGACGGCACAAAGCGCACCGUCGACUACGCUGCUGACGCUCACUCUGGAUUCAACGCCGUCGUCCGCAAAGACCCCGCUCUCUACGCUCACGCCGCUCCCGUCGUCGCUCAUGCUGCUCCCGUCGUAGCUCACGCUGCUCCCAUCGCCUACGCCGCUCCCCUCGCCCACGGCUACGCCGCCGCUCCCUUGGCUCACGGAUACUCCCACGGUGUUGCUGCCUACGGCGCAGUCGCCGCUCCCCUGGCUCAUGGUGCCGUAGCUUACGGUGCUCACGCUGCUCCCCUCGCCUACAACGCUGGAGUGUACGGUGCCCAUGUCGCUCCUCUCGCCCAUGGUGCCAUCGCCUACGGUGCCCAUGGCGCUCACGGUCUCUAUGGUGCUCAUGGUGCUCAUGGUCUCUAUGGCGCCCACCUGUACAUGGCAGCUAAGUUCGUGAUUGUUGCUCUGCUGGUGGCCGCUGCUCAGGGCAGCGCUAUCCAUGGCGCCGACUACACCAGCUUCUCAUACGGAGUGUCCGACCCCCACACCGGUGACGUCAAGAGCCAGCACGAGACCCGCGUCGGAGACAGCGUGGUCGGCCAGUACUCGCUCCUCGACUCUGACGGCACAAAGCGCACCGUCGACUACGCUGCUGACGCUCACUCUGGAUUCAACGCCGUCGUCCGCAAAGACCCCGCUCUCUACGCUCACGCCGCCCCCAUCGUGGCUCACGCCGCUCCCGUCGCCUACGCCGCUCCCCUCGCCCACGGCUACGCCGCCGCUCCCCUCGCCCACGGAUACGCCGCCGCUCCCUUGGCUCACGGAUACUCCCAUGGUGUUGCCACCUACGGUGCUGUCGCCGCUCCCCUGGCUCACGGUGCCGUCGUAGCUGCUCCCCUCGCCUACAAUGCUGGAGUAUACGGUGCUCAUGGUGCCGUCGCCUACGGCGCUCACGGAGCUCAUGGUAUCUACGGUGCUCACGGUGCCCACGGACUCUAUGGCGCUCACUUGUACUAAAUAAACAUGUGAUAAUAUUUAUUUAUACUGAAACUCCAAUAAAUGAUGCUGUGAUCAAAUAAAAUAGUUCGAAAUACGAA